Messenger RNA from Zonotrichia albicollis (white-throated sparrow), 6067 nucleotides. It is a transcript of the gene KCNV2, whose product is annotated as potassium voltage-gated channel modifier subfamily V member 2. Gene Ontology annotation, molecular function: voltage-gated potassium channel activity. The record is from RefSeq and is a predicted model, not a curated record. Gene Ontology annotation, cellular component: voltage-gated potassium channel complex; membrane. Gene Ontology annotation, biological process: action potential; potassium ion transmembrane transport; protein homooligomerization. NCBI's taxonomy places the organism in Eukaryota, Metazoa, Chordata, Aves, Passeriformes, Passerellidae.
AAAAACCUAAACCUGUAACUGAAAGCUAACUUCACUAACAUACUCUUUGCUCUCUAAUAAAUUGCUUGAAGAUAGGAAACACUAAGCAUUAAAUCAAAACAAAUGAUUGUGAAAAACACAUUUCACAGAAAUGGAUUUUUGCUGUGCAGUGUCCUUUGUAGAAAAACUAGAUGUUUUUAAAGUAAUUUUUUCCCUCCUUCCUAAGAAGAUCCUUUCCUAGAUCCUUUCCUAGAGUCAAACUUCAAAAUACAUGGAAAUGUUUUAUCAUAAUGUCAGUGCAUAUACUUGAAGCUGAUAGGUAGAUAGCAAUGUAAAAAGAUUAACUUAACAUUCAAAACACUUGUUUCUUUCCAGUGAAAGUAUUUUUGAAAGGCUGAUCAUUGAAUGCAGUCAAUGCCACAAUCAUCUAGAAACAGUGCUGCAUGUUCUAAUGUCCCCUUUGUGGAUGUGUGCAGCUGAGAAGUGUGGUUUGGUUUAGAUAGCUUAUUCCUUUUUUGGAUCCUUAAAUAUGACAGGUCAUAUGUGCAUUUAAAUGAAGACUUUCUUAAAAGUUAGAUUAUAAUUCCACAGUGUCUUGUGGCUGCUACUGUCUAAGUUAGAAAUGCUGUUAGUUUCUAACUUUUUGGCUGGUGCCUCUAGUGGUAAAAAAAUUUAAUCCUAUUAACUUUCUACAAAUAAUGAUCCUUAAUGAAGCCUCAGUACAAAAUUCAAGUUACAUGUGCUAUAUUCAUACAGGAGCAAUGUGGUCAUUCUAGUUUUACUAGAAGGUUUCACUGAUUAUUCUUUAAUUAGACAGCAUUCAACUCACUGCCCCUCUUCUCUUUUUUGGUGGAGGAAUAAGUGGAAGUCAUUUAGGGGCAGAGGGUGAAUGGUAUCUGUUGAAUUUUUGUGUAAGUUUUUGGUUAUGAUCCACACACAUUAUCAAAUUUCUGGUGCCAGGUAAAACCUGGUGAUUUUGUAAUUGUAGCAUACCUAUAUCUUGUCUCAGAAAUAGAGUUUGAAGAAUUGCUUGGACAGAGGUGGGUAGCUGGCAGAUUGUAGCAUAUAAAUAGCUAUUUCUUCAUAGCCCUUUGUCUUUCUGGCAGCCUCCACUGCUAGUUUAAUUUAUGUAAGUGAAUGUGGAGAAAGAAAAGUUGUAAAACUGCUUGCUUACAGAGAGCAUAAUUCAAAUGGUGUCGUGAGAACUGCAUUUCAGUAUUUGAUGUAGUGCAUCCAUCUGAGAGAAAAACCACUCAAAAAAGCCAUUUUUCACCAUCUUAUGUUUCAGAUGCAAAUACCCCCUGACUGCUGAGGACUAAUGUUUUGUUAGCUGUCUUUGUAAUUUGAAUGUCACAGGCAAGCAGUGGAUGGUCCCAAUUACAUGAUACCGCAUAAGGGUCCCUUGCUGACCAUCAAGAAUCUCUGUCAGAAAGCUGUUUAGUGCUCCCUGUAUUAGCAUAACAGACAUGACUUUCACUAGGAGCUACCCCAAUGCUUUCUUUCAGUGCUCAGCAGUUAAGAGGAUCCACUCCAGAGUAGGAUUCUGCAAGUGGCUGUGACGUAUAGCUUUAAUAAUUAGACCUGACAUUCACUUUGCUCUUCUCAUCUGACACUUCAGUAGCAGUUAGUUAAUUUAACACUAAGUAGCAGUUUUUUUACAUGGUACUGUAGAGGCAACUGAGAAAAUGAAACUGCCUUUAAAUUACCUCAGAAUAGAAGGAAGUCAUGCAGCCAGCCUGGUCAUUAGGAGUGUAACAAUCACAUUAAUGAAUCAGUGAAGAAUUGAAAUAAUCACAACUUAUGUAAAUCACUUAUCUCCAGAGCCUGUUGGCCUGUAGGGAAGAAGUGAAGCUUCACUAUUUGCCUCAAGAGACAGGGCUGAGCUAGGGAUCUGCUGUGAGAAGUUCGAUCCUCAUCAGAGACUGUUCCAGUAUCUCUGGUGUGCUUAAAUAUGUGGCAGCUUCCCCUUUGCCUGCACCUCCUCUUUCAGUUGUUUUUGAGAAGACUCUUGAUGCUGUAAAAUGAGGUCUUUAGUCUUAGCCAUAGUUCACAGGAAGGAAUCUGGCCCAAAUUCAUAACAAUCUGAAGCAAUCACAUGGGUAAAUCCAGGAACAAAAGCAAGAUAUGCAGAAGCCCUACUGCUCAUGUUGCAAAAUGUAGGGCAACUGAAAUAGCAGACAAAGUCUGGGAGGCAUCCAUUAGGCCUGCAGCAACAUCCCUAGGUGCUCCUUGAAGGAGGAGUCCCUGUCAGCAAGUCUGGGUCUAAUGGAAAGUCUCCAGUCCUCUUCUGAGGGCGGCAUGCAAUGCCUCAUCCAUCUGUUGAAACAAAGGAUCAAGGACUGAUAAUCAGGCAGAAGGACAUCCUAUGAUAUUUAAGAUUUUCAGAAAUUAAUAUUAAAAGGGGACCAAUACAUUGAAGAUGAGAGCAGAAAAUCAGUUUAAGUCAAAGGAGAAGCUGCCAUAUUAAUUCUUCUUGCAGGGAAUUGUUCUCAGUACAAGCUAUUAAUUUACGAGCUGCAUUAAAUACCAUUUUCAAGUUUGACUAUAAAUGAAAGUCCAGAGGACCAGCUAGGUACAGAUCAGCUCUUAAAAUGAUAAGGAUUAAAAGGGCCAUUACCAGACAGUAGCAGAGUAUAUACAUUACCAAUGAUUUAAUUUUGUUUCUUUGUAUUUGUUACAAAUAGGGAGGAAAUCGAAUCAAUGUCUUCUCAUCUUGGCAAAUUUGUAGCUUGAUUUGCUAGGAACUUACUGUUUGCUUUUAGAAGCAGUACACAGAGAAGUGUACUGAAAAAGAGCCCAGUUCACUGGAAAGAGGAAACAAAACUCAGAGAAAUCCUCAGCCUGGCACAGAAGAAAAUGCCUUGCUCAGCAAUUUAUCUUAAGCACACAAGCUGACACAGUUAGCUAUGAAGAGGAAUUGUCGUGGGAUUCGUUGGCACUCUGGAGUUUCUGUGUGCUGGUCCAUCAUGUUUGAUUGUUUAAGCUUCAUGGACCUUAGAAGUGUAGACAAUACAGUCCUGUGCUUUGUAAGGAGUCGCAGCUGCCUUCAGAUUAGAGCUUUCACAACAACUGGAGUGGUGGCCAGCAGGGAGACAUAUGCAGAGCUACUGCUGUGCAUAAUACUUCUGAGAUAAAGAGGAAAGAAAACCACGUUGCCAGCUUUUGCAGAGUUGAAAAGGACUGGUGUUAACCGCUUGAUUGCGUGAAUGCAAAGAGGGGAGAAGAGUAAGGAAUAAUAUUAUGUUGCAGUUUAACAGUCAGCAAGAGUUUCUUUUCCAAAAACAUAAAGGCAGAGAGAUGGAAGCACCGAACAUCCUUCUGCGGCCCAGCAAGGGGAAGGAAAAGGAAGUCUUUCAUGUAGACAAGCAGAGUGGUACCUCUGCCACCACUGCCUUGAACACCCAGCCCCUGCUGCAACUAGGACCUGAGGGGAAUUACAACUAUUAUGUGGAUGAUGAAGAUGAGGAAGAUGAAGAGAAAGAAGAAGGAAACUGGCAACAUGAAGAUGCAUUUAAGGGCGAAAGCAAGGCCUCAUCGUUUAUUCCUUGUUCCCCUGCUCUUUCCUCUAGAUCCCCAGCCACAUCAUCUACUCCAUCCGUGCUGAACAUCAAUGUUGGUGGCCAGAGUUACCGCCUCACCUACCAGGCAGUGGCCAUCUACCCCAAGACGCGCCUGGGCCGCCUGGCUACCUCCACUGACCGCCACUGCCAGCUGGGCCUGUGCGACGACUACGCUGCCCAGGUGGACGAGUACUUCUUUGACCGGGACCCAGCUGUCUUCCAGCUGGUGUACAAUUUCUAUGCCUCGGGGGUGCUGCGGGUGAGGGACGAGCUGUGCCCCCGCAGCUUCCUGGAGGAGCUGAGCUACUGGGGCGUGCGCCUCAAAUACACGCCCCGCUGCUGCCGCAUCUGCUUCGAGGAGCGCCGCGACGAGCUGAGCGAGCAGCUGAAGGUGCAGCGGGAGCUGCGCUCCCAGGCAGAGGCUGAGGAGAAUGAGCAGCUCUUCCGCCACAUGCGCUACUACGGGCCCCAGCGCUGGCGCCUCUGGAACCUCAUGGAGAAGCCCUUUUCCUCUGUCACCGCCAAAGUGAUGGCAGUGGCCUCCAGCUUCUUUGUGCUCAUCUCCGUGGUGGCCCUGGCACUCAACACAGUAGAGGAGAUGCAGCAGGUAGACUGGAAGAGUGGGGAUAGCCGGCCUGUCUUGGAGCAUGUGGAGACCUUGUGCAUUGCAUUCUUCACAUUGGAGUACCUGCUGCGCUUGGUCUCUACCCCAGACCUGCGCCGCUUUGCCAGCAGUGCCCUCAAUGCAGUAGACCUCAUUGCCAUCCUGCCCCUCUAUCUGCAGCUGCUGCUUGAAUGCUUUACUGACGAUGACCAGCCCCGGGGUCGGGGCUCCCAACACGAGCACGAUAUCGAGAAGGUGGGGCGAGUGAGCAAGGUAGGACAAGUGCUUCGCAUCAUGCGCCUCAUGCGCAUCUUCCGCAUCCUCAAGCUGGCCCGCCACUCCACAGGGCUGCGUGCCUUCGGCUUUACCUUGCGCCAGUGCUACCAGCAGGUGGGCUGCCUUUUGCUCUUCAUUGCUAUGGGCAUCUUUGCCUUCUCUGCCAUGGUCUACACAGUGGAGCACGAUGUCUCCAGUACCAACUUCACCAGCAUUCCCCAUGCCUGGUGGUGGGCUGCCGUCAGCAUCUCUACAGUGGGAUAUGGAGAUAUGUGUCCAGAAACGCACCUUGGACGCCUGUUUGCUUUCCUCUGCAUUGCUUUUGGAAUAAUCCUGAAUGGCAUGCCCAUCUCCAUCCUCUACAAUAAGUUCUCAGACUAUUACAGCAAGCUGAAGGCCUAUGAGUACACAGCUCUCAAGAAAGAAAGAGGGAAGGUCGACUUCACACGGAGAGCCAUGAGGAAAAUAUCUGAGUGCUGCGGAGAAGGUGCACCCCACCCUUUGUCACAGCAAUGAUAGUUUGUGCUUCUUUGGAUAUGGGGAGGCAACCAAGAAGCAGGAGGAGAAAAGGGAAAAACAAAGCAGCCAAAAGAUAAACCAAAAGGGCCAAAAGUAACAAAAGUAGAUGGUGAAAUCUGUUUUGAAGGGGGUUGUUUUCAAAAUUUAAAAGGCUCAGAUUAAAACAACAGAAUUUUUUAACUCUGAUAGCCUGUGAGCAGCACUUGAAUGCUCAUCAACUCUCUGAAAUUAAUUCCUUCAAAUUAAACAUUCUGAAUAAGUCUCACAUUAAAAUAUAGCCCCCUGCUACUGAUUAGAUUGACAAUAAAGACCCACCAUAAUUGUACAAACACAAAACAAAUUGUUGUCAUUAAGGGUCAGCCACCUUACUUCUGCCAUGGCAGUGUCAAAAAUUCAACUAAUAGAAUACCUGAUAUACUGACUGUGUCACUUAAAUUGGUUUUACAUCAGCUUUCAAUUAGAGGAAAAUGGCCUAGAGCACUUACCUAAAUAUUAGCAGCAGCUAUAAUCCCUAAAAUGUUAGCCUCUGUUUCCAUUGACAGAUAACUAUGCUUCAUUGUUCUAAUUUUAUUUUUCAAAUGCAGCCCUGCAAAUGAGCCCUCCUGUUUUCAUGCCUAGUCAAGCAAUGCACUGUUUUUAGCAUUUCCCACCACCCCACCUCUAUAAUCAUCUUUCAGUAUGACAGGAACUAGUGAAGAAUUCUGGAGUCUGAGCUGAUAAAUCUCAUUGAUCAAAUCUGCAAACAUUUCCAAACUCAAUCCUUUUUAGGUAUAGGAUUAAGUAAUAAUUUAUUUUGCAAUAUUUAAUGUAUCUAUUUAUUGGAUUGUUAGAAUAAUAGACCUGUCAAGGAACAUAAGUAUUGAAGCUGUAAUUUUAAAAUAAUCAAAGGAAAUACAUGGGUAGCAACUCUCAAAGACUAUUCAUACAAAGGAUUUUAUCGGCACUUCACUGUAACAAAUUUUAAACAUUAUUUAAAAUCAAGAAAAUUUGUCUGGUACAUACAGCCAUAGGGACACAAUCCUGACACCUUAGCUCAUCCCCAGGAGUACCUUAUAUCCUAAGAUUACUGUGUCUUCUUGCACAGCUGGACGGGAUUUCUCAUGUAUCUAAUCUCAUCUCAAAAUUUAAA